Messenger RNA from Ochlerotatus camptorhynchus, 2198 nucleotides. Its product is annotated as zinc finger protein 558-like. The transcript is spliced from 4 exons. Gene Ontology annotation, biological process: regulation of transcription by RNA polymerase II. Bases 128 to 1648 code for a protein of 506 amino acids. Gene Ontology annotation, cellular component: nucleus. Lineage: Eukaryota; Metazoa; Arthropoda; Insecta; Diptera; Culicidae. The record is from RefSeq and is a predicted model, not a curated record. Gene Ontology annotation, molecular function: zinc ion binding; DNA-binding transcription factor activity, RNA polymerase II-specific.
CAAAACGUAACCUUGAGUAAAAGUUUAUUAAUCGGCGAGAUGGGCCGACAUCGGCCUUAGCCUUGUUAACAGUGAUAACGUCAAGCAAACAAAGUUUAUUAAUCAGUGUUUUUUUUUUAAUUUCCUGAUGGAAUACUGCCGAAUAUGUGCUGCUUCCACUGCAGUACACUCACAAAAUGUCAACAGAAUAUUCGAAGGUAUUGAUCCACUUGCUGGCAUGAUUAAUGAGUUGUGUGGAUUGGAGGUGCUGGAAAAUGAUGGAUUACCAGAUAUUGUAUGCGCUACAUGCGAAAAAGAUUUGAAGUCAGCACUGGGUCUAAAGCAAAAAUGUUUGGAGUCAGACGUAAAAUUAAGGUCAAUUAUCAAAACGGAAAAUCUACUUAAAACAAUUUAUGAUGCUCCGGUUAUUAGCUACAAAAUACUAUAUGAAGAAGUGAUAGAACACACUCCGCCAGAAAUCGAAACCACCUACAUAGUCGAGUCACAGCCUACUCUAAUUGAAGAGCCAAAUACUGCUGAAGUCGAUCAGUCAAAGCCUACACAAAUUAGAGAUCUACUGCCUACUAAAACCGAACAACCAGAGCAUACUAAAAUUGAAGAGCCACAGGUUAGCCAAGUUGAAGACUUAAAGCUUUUUCAAAUCGAAGAGUCUGAGCCCACCCGAAUCUCAGAACCAGAUUUUGCUCCGAUUGAACACCCUUUGAAACAAGUAGAACAAACGGAAGUGAACCAAACCCAGAACAAGGAAGAUGGCAAAGAAGGUAAUCAAUCCUUCCGUUGUUGUGGCUGUGAACAAAUAUUCCAAGCCAAAACAAAGUUAUUGCAACAUUCAAAGGAAGCACACGAGCGCCAAAGAACCUCCAACAGCGAAAAACCAUUCGAAUGCUCCGUAUGCUACAAGCGAUACACUACCGAGCGGGGAUACAAAUUGCACCGGAAGAGUGUCUACCAACUGAAAAAUCACCAGUGUCCUUCGUGCGGCAAACGAUUCAGUAAUCGAAGGGUUCUGGACAAUCACGAAAGGACCCACACAACGCUGAAACCUUUCCCGUGCAGUUCCUGUUCCAAAAGCUUCAGAUCGAAAUCUAAUCUGCUGUCGCAUCUAAAACUACAUUCCGCAAUUCAAGAACGCAAGAAACAUGUUUGCGACAUAUGCGACAAAGGAUUCAGUCGGAAAAGUUAUCUGAAGUACCACAAAAAUUUAUUGCACAGCGAAGAAACGCCUUUCCUUUGUUCAUUUUGCCCGAGUAAGUUCAAGGCAAACGCCAACCUACGCCUGCACCUGAGAACACAUACCCAGGAGCGACCGUAUUCUUGUGAUCUAUGCGACAAAACCUUCAUGUAUCCCACCGACAAGAAGCGACACGUCCUGCAGCAUUCCGGUAUGAAACCGUUCAAAUGCCAGGACUGCGAUAAAGGAUUCACGCGGAAGACGUUGCUGCAGAAACAUCGUACCAAUUGUCAUGAAGAUGUGCCGACGGGACAAGCAAAUCAAGACGAUGAAGUUUUGAAGAAGACAACGAUAUUAACUAUCUGCACGCUGGAUCAACAUAUAGCCAUGCUAGAGGCAUUUUAUUUUCAUAAAAACAAAACCAUCAUAACAGACUAUCAGGAAAGCCCUUCUCGGAGGAUCUCGGUGAAGAAGUAAAUUGGAAGACUAUGAUCCACUCACAUUCUGGAACAAUCAUCACGAAGAGCUUCCACAAGAGAGAAGUACUAGUGUCCACAUUGUCCCCGAGUGGCUGGGUGGAUAUACGAUAAACAACAAGAUAAGACAAUCAAGGCUCAACCGCUCAACUACUACGGGCACAUCCUUAGGAGCGAUCCAGGCGGAUUUUUGAAAACGGCACUCAACCUAAAACGAAUAGAAAACCUGUAUUUGACAGGACGUGGAGAGGAGCUAAAUUCUUAUUGAAGUAUGGCAGGAUAUAACACAAGAAAGGAGCAAGUUCAAACAAACCAUUAAAAAUCUGUUUAGUAGCAUGGUGGAGUCGGAAUUUGAGACUAGCAGCGACUCUGACUUCUCCGGAUUCAGUGAUGAGGAUUCCAUCAUGAGAGGAACCAAUUCUGACGAAGAAGUCGGUCCGAGGCAACGACUAUAACAACCCACAAAGCACCCCCAGUCAACCGAUGAUUUAGCAACACAAUUAAGCCCAGAAUUUCAUAGGUAUGUUCAUACAAUCGUUAUAUUAACACGC